AUGAGUGAACAUCAUCGUUUAGACGAAGGGUCUGCUCAAUUGGUUAUGUGUGCAGUCUGUGGAUAUCUUCAGUUAAGUUUCCCUUGCAAUUUGUACACAAGUGUAAAAUGGGACAGAAGUCCGCCGUAUUUUUUUCGAAAUAUGCUCCUAGUUGGGAGUUUAAGGUUUUCGACCUUGUUCCUGGGACUGGUAGCCUUGUGGUAUGUUCCAGUUUCCUUUGCUGAAACCGUCAAAAGUUCUGCUCCAGUAUUUACAGUGUUGUUGGCUUGGUUGUUAAUGGGUGAAAAAACAAGCUGGCUAGUUUGUAUUUCCCUCAUUCCUGUGAUGGGCGGGUUGGCAUUGUGUAGUGCUAAUGAACUUAGUUUUAAUGCUGCUGGAUUUGCUGCUGCAAUGUCAACAAAUUUAUCUGAAUGUUUGCAAAAUGUUUAUUCAAAGAAGCUAAUUAGUAACGACAAACAUUGCUAUAGCCCUCCAGAACUACAAUUUUAUACAAGUGUGGCUUCAUUUUGCAUACAAAUUCCUGCUCUCAUUUUCUUCAUUGAUUUAUCAAAAUUAGAAGAUCCUUUUAGCUCAAGAAUGUUGUUCCUUUUGGUACUGAAUGGAAUAUCAUUUCAUUGUCAGAGCAUUACAGAGUAUUCUCUCUUGAGCUUCAUUUCACCUGUCACUCAUAGUGUUGCAAAUACUGUUAAAAGGGCAUUUCUGAUAUGGUUGUCUGUGAUAACCUUUGGAAAUAAAGUUACAUUCCUUGGUGGACUUGGCACAACUAUUGUCAUAUUUGGGGUGUUUGGAUAUAAUAAAGCUAAAGAAGUUGCACCAACCAUUUUAUCACCAACAAAGGGAGCAAAAAGUAUCCAUUUGAUAUGAAGUUAUUUAUUUAUGUCGACAUUUUAUUUAUCCUAGAUGAAAUAUGGACAUGCAUGUUUUCCAAACGAAUGUGUAAGUGUUGUAAUAUAGGCCCGACUUCAGAAAAAACAAAGCACUCCUUAUAAAACUAUGUAACAUAAUUUUUGAUUCUGUUUAAUCAGUAUUAUCUUCUAAUUGGUUCUAUCAUAAAAACAUGAAAAACUUUCUUCCUGUGUAAAAACGUUGCUUUUGUGGUCAGGGUAACAAAAAGUAUAAAUUUGUAUUGUAAUUAAAAAAGCUAAGAAUUUGAAUAGUAAGUUACCACCCUUAAGCCAGGGCUAAGACAGAACUACAUGCAAUAGACCAGACAGCCUGGUUAUCACAUCCAAAGACUGCAGUUUGGUUUGUAUUAGAACUCAUCAGUCUGGAUUAGUGAAUAACCAAGCUGGAGGCAGAUAUCUCAGUGAAGAUGAGAGUGCCAAAAUAUGGAAUUCAUUAAUGGCAUUUUAUGUAGUACACUGUUCCUGAUAAAUUGCUGUAUUUAAUUUGUCUUUAGUGUAAAUAAUAUUAAAAUGUGAAAGAGCGUUUUGUUUUUCUUUCCAAGACUG
Messenger RNA from Uloborus diversus, 1451 nucleotides. RefSeq names its product solute carrier family 35 member E2B-like. The transcript is spliced from 6 exons. The record is from RefSeq and is a predicted model, not a curated record. The coding region runs from base 1 to 864 and encodes 287 amino acids. Gene Ontology annotation, cellular component: Golgi apparatus. Lineage: Eukaryota; Metazoa; Arthropoda; Arachnida; Araneae; Uloboridae. Gene Ontology annotation, molecular function: antiporter activity.